GGACUGCGAAGAGAGACACCUCCCUGGAGCCCCAUGGCUCAUAAGAGGGCCGCGGCGGGAGGGGGCGCAGACGGCGUUGCUCGCUGAGAAGGAAGGCGAAGGUAGAGGGAUGGCGGUGGUGUGCGCGCGCGAUUUCGCAGCGGUUUUUUUCCGAUCUCUGGUGUCAGUGGGAGCAUCUCUAGGGUCAGUAACAAGACAGACCCUGUUUCCGCCUCUUCCAGCUGUAGCUCGGCCCUUCCGUGUUUGUAACCAUGACAGAAGCAGUCGGAGAGGAGUUAUUGCAAGCACCCUAGAGGAGCUUAUUAGCAAGACCUUAGAUACCUUAAUGAUUACUGCUGGGCUGAUAACACUAGUUCUGGAGGAAGAUGGCACAGUGGUGGAUACAGAAGACUUCUUCCAAUCCCUGGGAGACAACACACAUUUCAUGGUUCUAGAGAGAGGACAGAAAUGGAAGCCAGGGCCAAGACCCUGCUUUGCAUCAGUACAGCAGCCAAAGAAAAUGGGGGUGGCAAAUAUCACCUUGGAUUUGUACAAAGUGAACCCUAAGGACUUCAUUGGCUGCCUAAAUAUCAAAGCUACCUUUUAUGAAAUCUAUUCUGUGUCAUAUGAUAUCCAAUGCAUGGGAGCAAAGGCUGUACUGAGGAUGAUGCUUCGAUAUCUGUCACAUAUUGCACAAGUUACAGGACAUGUCCUUCUUUACACUGGAACAUAUGUGCUACAGUUAAUGGGUGACUAUGAAGAAGAUCGGCUUACAAAUGGAAAGCGCUAACUAACACCAGCAUAAGAGCAUUUUAUUGCUGGUUCUGCAGCUGAUACUUAAGCAUUUUUAACUUAAAUAUAUUUAUAACUUAACACAUUAAAUGGUCAAACUGCACUCUAAUGACCAAAAGUUUAACUAAACUAGCUUUUUUCAUGUACAGGUUUUUCAUUAAGAUAAUGAUGUCAUAAGUGUAAAUAUGAUUGGAAUCUUUUUAAUGCAGUGGAAGAAGUGUUUCAUAGAAAUUACUGUGCCAUAAGCUUCAAAAAUGAAGAGUUGUGUGAAUGGGAAGCAGGCAUUUGGUGACUUAUCAACUGAGAUGUGUCUGUUAAUUAGCAUAUAAACAGCCAUGUAGCAAAUUCUGAUUGGAGGUGGUGACUGUUUGCAGAAGUUUAAUAUUAAUCUCGCCUACCACUUAAAACUGUUUUUCUUAUAAAUAAAUUUCCAAGCUUCAGUAUUUCAAAA
Molecule: messenger RNA, 1222 nt
Organism: Zootoca vivipara (common lizard)
Lineage: Eukaryota; Metazoa; Chordata; Lepidosauria; Squamata; Lacertidae
Gene: CIDEA
Product: cell death inducing DFFA like effector a
Biological process (GO): apoptotic process; lipid storage; regulation of apoptotic process
Cellular component (GO): lipid droplet
Source: RefSeq, a predicted model, not a curated record